UUUCAUAUUUUCUUCGAGACAAACAAACGCCUGAUAUUAGCCAAGUUAUCAUGACUUUAAAAUUAGGUCAAUGAUUAGACAGUACUGUACUCUUCGUUUAAUAACAUUACAUAUGUUAAAUUAUAUUACAAAUGUACUUGUCCUAAAAGAUUUUUAGCGACUUUCCAUCUUAUCAUGUGUAUAGCAUCUCUUGUCAUAAAGAUACCAUUUAAGAUAACAGAAUACGAUAUUGUUUUACACAACGCCAUCUUGUUUCGGUUAUAGAACGUGCCAGAAGCUUUUCUUGUGCCGUUACAGAUGUGCGGUGAAAUCGACAGCUUUGGAGCGAACUAAAAAUUCCAGCUUUUGCUGAAGUAUCACUUCUUGUCGUUAAGAAAAGCAUUCGUCAAGGAAUACCUUUUUGAGACACUGGUUAACCACCACGGCACAAAAUGUCAUGGCUCUCUAUCAAACGCGUUAAUAACUAACAAGACGUGAUAUAGAGAUGCCUGAAGUACCCUUGCCAAGAGUUUAGAAAUAAGCUUAUCACAAUACUAGACAUACUAGGCGGAUUUCAGACCGGAUUCGUGACGCUUUCAUUAGCGUAUUUUAGUGGUUAUUGCUUGUUACGCACGUGCUAAUGAGAUCCACAACAAUUAAACACGGUGACAAUGGCUAACUUGGCGCCGAGAAAUUUUGACACCAGCACGGUUACGAGCUCAGCGGCGCCGUUCACGAGACACCAAGACCGCCACUUCUUUUCAAAGUAAAUUUGCUACUCAGAGAGAUGUUUCGCGACUAAGGGAAGAUUGUAAGUUUUAAACAUGUAUUCGCAUAUUAAAUUGAUUGAAAGCCAGCUGGGCGUAAAGCUAGAGACUGGGUGUAUUUUGUUUAAAAUUGAAUGGAGCGCUACCAUAAUGAAGCAGGAGCGAAAACAAGACAUGAAACUAUCUUAACAAAACCAAACAUUGGAUUUUUUCGUGGUUUACUUUAGGAAGUUAGUGCCUAUUUCCACAAUUUGACUGCACGUACUUAAAUCAUUUUCUUCCUGUUUUCCAGUACAAUGCCUACUUGCAUGUUUCUUUUUGAGUUGAGCCAACUAAAACACAAAAUAGCCGUCUUUUCGGCUUCGCUAAAGAACCCGCAGGGUUUCACUGGCGACGGGAAGGCACUUUACUGAUUAGGUCAGAUCAUUAGAUGACCAUUAAUUGUCGUUUGUUUGUCUAAUUGAUAUCUGUUAACGGUUUAAUUAUAUAAACGGUAUAUUUUACAUGAAAUGCACACGAGUGAGAAACCGCACGCAUGUCCGGUUAUCCUUUCUCAAAAUCUGCGAGGAAAGACAUGUCUUCAAAAGAAGCACAAGCACUCAUUUUCACCCGAAAUGAGUGAUGCCAACACUCCCCAAGCAAGACCUUUUCAGUUAAAGUUCUCUUCUAAAGACGAAGACGUAGAAUAUUCAGCAUUCUAUAAAAGCCGAACACGUUUAUUUUUGCGUUCUGGCUGCCAAGCUUUUUUUUUUGUUCAAACAUAACUUGAGACGACGAUUUUUUUGUUAGUCCUUCUUUUUUGGACACCGUGUCUUCAAUCAAGGCGCCGCCAAAAAGCGUCGUCGUAGAAGUUCUGACUAAGUCUGUACACGUAUUGUGGUAACUAACUAAAAGAAAGAAGCUGACGGUGACAUAUUGUUUCAAAAUUAUUUAAUUUGCCUCAAAAGGUCUUCAAAUUACUUUGCUUUUUUGGAAUUCCAAAUGCCUUCUGAUUUUGUUGACGUUCCACGCGGAUUAUUUACAUAACUUCCCAGCUUGCAACUCGCGUAUUUUAAGUACCUUUGUUGAAAUUCUGCUCGAUAAAAACUGUCUUCUCAGCUCUCUCAGAGACAUGAUUUAUGAUUUGUACUUUUCAAACAGAAAGGUGUGACACUAUGUAAUGCAUGCAGACUUCGUGGCGAAAAUUUAAUCCCCCUGGUAAAGAGUUCAUGAAAACACGAAUAUCACCCAUAUCGUCUCUACAGCCGCACAAACACAAUAUUACACGCAGCUGGGGUGUCCUUAAGUUUCUUCCCAGAAAUGUUGACUUGAAUGGUGUAGCUGCCACAGAGUGGUUAGAACUUAAUGUUAGAAAUGUACAUCGCUUCGAAAGCCUCGCAAAAUGAAGUGUUUGUUUUUUUUGUUUUUUUUGACAUAGUCGGUUCUACUCUUAGAAUUAAAGCUGACAGCGUCAAACCGCAAAGAGGAGUUUAAUGCCUAAUGCAAUGGCUAAAAAGAUAUGAAAUUAAAGUAUGUGAGAGCUGAUACCCUAAAGUUGAAAGAAACUUUAAAAUGUGGAAUCGAUUUAAGAAAGCGCGACCUUGAAAUCAUAAUACUUGGGAACCGAGCGGCAAAAUCCAAAAAUUUAUAAUAAAACGAUAAAACAUUCGACAUGCUCUUAAUUUUAAAGUGUGCCGCCGUUGAUAAAGGCGGUGGUUGCGUUUCACGUUCCCUGUUUUUUGACUUUGAUGAAUUGGGGUUGCUCUCAAAAUCUUAAGGCCAAAACUACAAGAUUGGGUUUCCCCUUUCGGUUUCGUUUGGGUCCUCUUUUAACUGUCUGGCAAUUUCAGGUGAACUAAAUUUAGUUCACUUAACUGAUAUUCCAAACUCAAAGUACAUUUGGAGGCGAUUAGAUUCAUUUUUGUUUCUUCAGCAAUUACAAAGCGGGACCGGCAGAGGUUUUGACGUGUUAAAAGGAUAACCACAUCUUUAAAACUCAAGCAGCCAAGAGUCGCAUUUCCUGCUGUACUGUGCAAUUAGUGUCCAAAGUUUAUUGGAACAAUUGUCAACGACUAAACUUCGGUAAUCCGCCGUAAUAGCCUCGUUUGAUUAUCCCAUUAGACAAUUCCACGGUUCGUGUUGUGUAAUGUAUUGUGAUACUCACUCUUUAUACAGGAAGAAUAUUUGCCCCUUUGGUUUUUAUUGAUUGGCUGGAAAUGUACCCUCGAAAGGAAUGCCAAACGCCAUCAAAGAUGAUUUAUGAAAUACGCGAGGUAUAACAGUGUUCAGUUAGAUCCGGAAUGUACAUGCGAUAACUUGAUUUCUGGAGAACGUCGGUCAGCCAUGAACGAUUCUGCAAUUUUUGCUAUUCUCUUCGCGAUCCUUGCCGUUUCGGCUGUGCCUGGAUGCAAAGGAGCGAGGCGUGGAACAGUUUCUGACACAGCAAUAAAGACAACAGCCGCCGUUAAUUCCACUCUGUUACCGCGAUGUGACAAGAAAACAAUUCACCUCGCCCAAACGACCGGAACAAUCCGCUCCCCAAACUACCCCCAAGGGUAUCAGGUAAACUCACAAUGUACUUGGCACGUGCAAGUGCCCCGUGGAUUCCGUAUCAAAGUUCGCUUUCGACGCCAAUUUGACUUGGAAGAUUCACCAGGAUGCACGAAGGACUAUGUCAUGCUGUCUACUUCAAAGCAGUUUCGCAACCCACUGAUAUACUGCGGUGGUGCAAGGCCGCAUGGAAUUAUAACACCGCAAAACGCCGUAUGGAUUCGAUUUCGUUCCGACAAUGGUACCACUGGCAAGGGAUUCUACAUUUCGUACAUGUCAAUUGACGAGAACGAAUGCAAGCGUCCAGUGUGCACAUUUCCCAGCCUGUGUAGAAACACGUACGGAGGCUACGCUUGUGACUGUCCUGAAGGAUACGCAAACAGAGGACCAAAGGACUCAGCACGCUGCGAAGACAUCGACGAAUGCAAGAUAGCAAAUGGGCGUUGUGACCACAAGUGCGUGAACACAGACGGAAGCUAUUACUGUAUGUGCAAGAGAGGCUUUAAGCAAGCGCCAGAUGGGAGAAGGUGUAGAGCAGAUAAAAAUGAGUGCACCAAGAGUAAUGGCGGCUGUUCGCACUUCUGUGUCAACUCCAGGUCCUCGUACCGCUGUGGAUGCCCAGAUGGUUACGCUCUUCAUUCCAAUAAAAAGACGUGUUAUCCAGAAAUUUCCUUCUACCAGGACCAAUAUACGGUGGCCGUGAGCGAAAAUGCACAACCUAACACAGUGGUUACUAAGGUGGAAGCAAGAACCUUUCCUCAAAAACGCAUUAUCACAUACUCUCUCCUGUCCGAGAACCUCAAGCAACCAGCAAUAUUUACAAUCAAUUUCAAAACUGGGGAAAUCAUGGUCAGUGGUAAACUCGACAUGGAUGAAAUGCGCAAUUUCUUACUUGAAGUCGAGGCUAGUUUUCAACUGCCCAACACUUCCAAUGGAGUGCAGAAUCGAUCAGCCAAAGCGUUUGUACUCAUCGACAUUCGAGAACAUCAAAGCGAAGAGUCGCUAUCUUUUACGCAAGCCUCCUAUUAUCUUAAAGUUCCUUGUAACACGUCACGCGAUACGACUGUUUAUCGUGUGCGUACUACUGAAAAAGACAACGCGGGAAACCUACGGACAAGAUAUAGAUUUCAGAGUAAGCUGGAUCACUUCUUUAUCACCAAUGGCGGGAAAAUCAAGACCCAAAGGAGUCUCCUGCUGUUCUGCUACGUCACUCCUCGAAAGUCCUUCCGAACAACAAUCGUUGCGCGAGAUACCGCGGGCAUAAAACGAAAUACGCAAGCUUCAUUACAGAUUGUGAUAAUGCCACCAGGACUGCUGUCGAAAGACAUUGCUGGCACGAUACCAGGGAGUGCUGCUAAUACAAAAGAUACAAUCACUCGGCGCCAGACCUUUCACUCCGGCGCGAAAAUUGAACAACAGAAAAGCAAUAACUUUACUGCCAAACAUCACGAGGACUAAUAACUCUGUUCCUGGAACAAUGCAUUCAUUUGCAAGACAAUGUUGUAUAGUGUAGUUUGUACAGUGUCGAAAGGAAGCUAUUGAAUGUAGAUAGUAAUAUAACUUACUUAUAUUUAGAGUAAUCCGCAAUAAAAUUGUGGAGGCAGCUGAAUAGAAUUAUAUGAAAGCUCAGCACAGCUCAUGUCAAACACGUCUUCAAGUCAACAUUUAGUGGCCGUGAGGAUGGGGACCUGGGUACAAUCCGUUAGUGCUAAGCCUGAUUGGCAUGCGCAUUCUCCUUAAAGAGUACAUGCCCAAUCAAUAAGGGUAGCUGUCUCGAUGUACGUUAGGAUCUCCAAACUGUCAUGUUAAAAAUAAUUUUGCCGCAUUGUUUGUAAAUACCACACUUCAGCUCAAUACAACUACAGAGUAGUGUCUGGCUCUAAAGAGGUGUCGAAAGGGUUAAAAGCUUUUAAUGCCAUAUAUAGAACAUUCUGAGGCAAGAUAGCACAGUGUAUGAACUCGGGCCAUUUGUUUAAGCAGACACCAUUUAAAGUGUCAAAAUACCUCCUCCGUAUUUUACAUUCGAUAUUAAAAGAUUUAUAAGUGCAUAUACAUCGUGUCUUUAUUUCGUCAGUUGUGAUCGGUACUGUGUUUGUUGUCGUGUAACUUUCGUUUGGUCCCAUGUACACGUUUUGGGAACCUGUGCAGCGCAUGGAGUCCAGACAAAUCUCGUCAAAAAAUCACCCAAAAAUUUUCAAAAUCUUACCAUUAUAUCCAAGCUUCAACUCGCGACUCAUAUCGAGUUCGCUUUUCUCCACCUUGGGAGCAAAAUUAUUCGGCUAUGGUCUUCAUCAGAGUACAAAGACUUAUUCCUUGAUCCCUUCCAUAAAGCACACACCACCAUGUUUUCAUGUUUUUGUGCGUGUACAAAUAGAGACCAUGAAGGUUGUAAACAAACCAUCAAUUUAAAAAAGUUCUCUCCCGUUCUCAAAUGAUUUUUGUUACUGUUGCAUAGUUUCAGGUUCUUUAUUUCUUUAACAGUA
Molecule: messenger RNA, 5758 nt
Organism: Orbicella faveolata
Lineage: Eukaryota; Metazoa; Cnidaria; Anthozoa; Scleractinia; Merulinidae
Biological process (GO): homophilic cell-cell adhesion
Cellular component (GO): membrane
Molecular function (GO): calcium ion binding; serine-type endopeptidase activity
Source: RefSeq, a predicted model, not a curated record